This is a messenger RNA of Gymnodraco acuticeps, 2185 nucleotides long. RefSeq names its product sphingosine 1-phosphate receptor 3. The coding region runs from base 200 to 1339 and encodes 379 amino acids. Gene Ontology annotation, biological process: G protein-coupled receptor signaling pathway. Gene Ontology annotation, molecular function: sphingosine-1-phosphate receptor activity. The transcript is spliced from 2 exons. Gene Ontology annotation, cellular component: membrane. Lineage: Eukaryota; Metazoa; Chordata; Actinopteri; Perciformes; Bathydraconidae. The record is from RefSeq and is a predicted model, not a curated record.
GACGGAAUUAAAGUUCAACGUUAAAUCUGGAAAACACGGAUGAUCGACCUUUCAGCAAUUAAAUGUGUGUCUCUCUGUGCGCGUUUCACUUUCAACUAAACCCGGACUUCGAGCAUCCCACGUUAAACACGGUGAAAUUGCUGACACUGGAUUCCUUGCUCACUUCUGACAUCCAGUGUCAGCAGCCGGUGCUUUUAAGAUGAUCAACACUCAGGUGUACCGCCACUACAACCACACAGGGAAGCUGGAGCAUCGACCCAGCGUCGGCACAAGCUCCGGCACCGUGGACGCCAAAACUAUCGCGUUCCUCAUCAUAUGCAGUUUCAUCGUCCUGGAGAACCUCACCGUGCUGGUGGCCAUAUGGAGAAACCACAGAUUCCACAACCGCAUGUACUUCUUCAUUGGCAACUUGGCGCUGUGUGACAUGCUGGCUGGAGUGGCCUACCUGGUGAACCUGCUGCUGUCGGGGGAGAAGACCCUGCAGCUCUCACCUGCCCUCUGGUUCGUCAGAGAGGGAAGCAUGUUUGUUGCACUUGGAGCCUCCAUUUUUAGUCUCCUGGCUAUUGCUAUAGAACGACACCUGACAAUGAUCAAAAUGAGGCCUUAUGAUGCCAACAAGAACUAUAGAGUGUUUCUGCUCAUAGGGACCUGCUGGCUGAUUGCCAUUUCUCUUGGUGCUUUGCCUAUUCUAGGCUGGAACUGCUUGGACAACCUCCACGAUUGCUCCACUGUUCUCCCUCUCUACAGCAAGAAAUAUGUAGCUUUCUGUAUCACAGUUUAUAUGGUUUUGCUCUUGGCCAUGUCAGUCCUUUAUGCUCGCAUUUACAUCCUUGUGAAGUCCAGCAGCCGAAAGGUGAGCAAGAACAGGAACUCUGAGCAUGCAAUGUCCCUGCUGCGCACCGUCAUCAUUGUGGUCGGGGUCUUCAUCGCCUGCUGGACGCCCAUCUUCGUCCUGCUCCUGGUGGAUGUGGCAUGUGUGCAGCGCUGCCCCAUCCUCUACAAGGCUGAAUGGUUCAUCGCAGUGGCUGUGCUGAACUCAGCCAUGAACCCGGUGAUUUACACUCUGGCCAGCCGUGAGAUGAGAAUGGCCUUCCUGGGCCUAGUGUGUGGUGUUUGCUUCAGAGGGAAGGAUUCUGGGAAUGGCAGCGAAAACAGGAAAUCUCUGGAACCUAGCCGCAGCAGGAGCAAGUCGUGGAGCAGCCAGAACAACCCCAACCAGAGCCAGCAGAGCUCUAGGCAGGCGGAGCUGGAGAAGGGGCAGGAGGCGGCCCAUGGCGAGGUCUCAGUGGUGGCAGGGGGGGCUGCAAAGGCCGUCAUCGAAAGUGACAUGAAAGACUGAACUAAGUUAUCUACUCUAUGUCAAGGGGAACUUUGGUCCUAAUGUUGGACCUAUGCAUUGGUCAGAAUUGGUGACCAUAAUGAAAUGGACCUUUACAUUGGUCAUAAUUGGUGACCAUAAUGAAAUACGAGCUCAGAUUGAUUCAAACAAAGGAUUUCUUGAAGUGCAGGGCAGUGGAUUUAUUCUAUAGGUGCUUGAUGUGUUUAAAUAUGCAUCAUCCAUUAAUGGGAAGUGUAUUAAAAUGACUACACAUUACACUGAUUAAUGUAUGAGGCCAAAGGGUUCAAGGAGACAAUCAAUAUUUACUCUUUGUCAAGUACAGUAUUACAUCUCUUUCCAGUGAGAUUUACGUAUCUCCGAAUUUGGUCAAGUUACCUGAAGAUACAAAUCUUUAAACCAAUUGAAUUAUCUGGGGAACAUAAUGCAUUGUCAAUUUUUCCUCAUGCAAAGUUGACAUUUUGGAGGUUUGGAGGCAGGACGAGGACAAUUUGCAAAACAAUAGUGCUUACCUUUUUUUUUUUACUCUUAUCUCUGUAGUUACAGAUGUGACCAAGAACACGAAUAAGAAGUGAAACUCACCUGCAAUGAAUUAAAGUGCAAUUAUAGUGCUGCAAAAAUAACAUGAUGAAGAAUGAUUGUAGACAAUUAUCCAUGUUAUGAUAAACGAUGUAAUGUAUUUAUUAUUCUGUAAUUGUAUAUUCACUCAAUUAUAGGCCAACUCAGUAUUACGUGCAGUUAUUUAACAAUAACUGAAUUAUACAUUGUAUAUGUGAUGUCAGUGAAAUGUAAAAAAGCACAUGCUGAAGAGUUAAACCUGUUACUCGUUUCAUUAAAUCAGCAUCAUCA